Molecule: messenger RNA, 1032 nt
Organism: Fusarium coffeatum
Lineage: Eukaryota; Fungi; Ascomycota; Sordariomycetes; Hypocreales; Nectriaceae
Exons: 1
Coding region: 1-1032 (343 amino acids)
Biological process (GO): mitotic DNA replication checkpoint signaling; nuclear DNA replication; mitotic DNA damage checkpoint signaling
Cellular component (GO): nucleus; spliceosomal complex
Molecular function (GO): zinc ion binding; nucleic acid binding
Source: RefSeq, a predicted model, not a curated record
AUGUCGGACGUACGAUCUCUUUUGCGGCAACAGCGCGCCGCCCGUCGCAUAGAACACCCCUGUGCUGCCUACUCCGAAGCAGGCAAGCUCCUCUGUACCCUCUGCCACGAGCAGAUCAAAACUGAGACGCUAUGGGACUCGCAUGUUCGGGGCGAGGCGCAUAAAACUCGCUUGAUAAAAGCACAAACAGCAGCGUCUUCAAAUGGACGCAAUCCACAACAGGCUGCGCAAAAACGAAAACACGACGAUACCGAAGAAGCUAUCGACGAUGGGGACGGGGAUGUCGAGAUGGACGAGGGCAGGCGAAAACGAAACAAGACAGAAGAUGCCGAAGGAGAUACUAAGGACCAAACUCUAACACCGCCUCGAUUGACCAGACGAACAUCGACGACGCCAUCACAAGGAAUCGAAAUACAGAUCCCAUCGCGACCCGCAACCCCUGCCCACCGAGAUGGCUCCUCAGCUUCCACCCCUGGAGGACAGUCUAAUAACCUUACCUCACAAAAUGGAACCACUACACUGCCCUCACGCCGACCUAGUAGCUUGGCGACGGACGAGCGACCAGCCACCACAGCAGCAGCAGUCGAUGAGGCAGAGUGGGCAGCUUUCGAAGCCGACAUUGCUGCUACAACAGCUCCCUUUGACGAAGACGCGGUCAUCUCUGCCCCCGCCAUGACGACAGAAGAAGCUGCCGCUGCAGACGCCCAGAAGGAGGAGGAAGCAGAGAAGCAACGCGCCCAGGCGGACGCCGACCUAGAAGAUGAAAAGGAAGAGGCGACCCGCGCGUUGGAGGAAGAGUUCGAGGAAAUGGAAGAACUUGAGGCCCGCGUGAGGCGUCUAAAAGAGAAGAGAGAGGCUUUGCGCAAACGCGGAGGAAGCAUCAGUCAAGAUGCCCAACCUGAGAAACCCGCUGGUGUUGGCAAGGAAAAUACGGAAACAUCAGUUAUUGAGGAGAAGGACGAGGAUGACGAGGACGAGGAUGACGAAGAAGACGAUGAUGAUUGGGAUGGCUUCCGGUUCCGAACAGCAUGA